GACUUGCUGUUCAACGCUACCUUGGCGCCGAACGAUUAUGGAAACUUCAGCGGACAAGAUGAGCAAGAAGGAGGUACCGUAUUCAAAUGCAAUAUGAACAUUUUGAACGCCAAUUUUACCGAGUACGAUUAUGAAGGUCGGGUCGAGAUGUUCAUCCCCAUUACCUGGAGGGAAGUGCUGAAGAUCGUAGCUUACGUCAUCGUUUUCCUGGUGUCACUCACGGGCAACAUGCUAGUGAUAUUAGUGGUUUUCUGCAACUCCCACAUGAGAACCUCCACCAAUCAGUACCUAGUGAACCUGGCCUUUGCGGAUCUACUGGUGACCAUGGGUUCAAUGUGGGUUCACCUGAUGCGCCAUCUGUCCUUUCCGAAUUUCAGUCUUCCUAGCAUCACCUGCAAGCUCGAGGGAUUCAUUCAGGCCACCGCCCUUCUCGGCAGCGUGUUCACUCUCACCGUGAUCAGCGUCGGCAGGUUUGUCGCUGUCAUGUUCCCCUUCCUCGCCCGCACCUCCCCCGACCGCGCCCUCAAAGUCAUCGCGGGCGUGUGGAUUGUGUCCGCAUCGAUCGCUAGCCCGAUACUAGUCUACCGGAAUACAUACAACAUACAGUGGAAGAACUUUACCACUUGGCACUGUGACGAAUUCUGGCCCAACCACGGUGCCCCAGACGCGAGCGGGCAGUGUGUCAUCAAGUUCACCAGCAAGAUGAUCUAUUAUACAAUCCUUAACACGGCUUUCUUCUUCAUACCCAUCGCCAUAAUGCUCGUGAACUACAGAGUCAUGGAAAUCCACGUGCUGUCUCCACAGAACAUGAAUGUCGUUCUCGGAAUCUAG
Messenger RNA from Penaeus monodon (black tiger shrimp), 831 nucleotides. RefSeq names its product neuropeptide FF receptor 1-like. Bases 94 to 831 code for a protein of 245 amino acids. The record is from RefSeq and is a predicted model, not a curated record. Gene Ontology annotation, molecular function: G protein-coupled receptor activity. The transcript is spliced from 6 exons. Lineage: Eukaryota; Metazoa; Arthropoda; Malacostraca; Decapoda; Penaeidae. Gene Ontology annotation, cellular component: membrane. Gene Ontology annotation, biological process: G protein-coupled receptor signaling pathway.